Tribolium madens (black flour beetle) is the source of this 1572-nucleotide messenger RNA. Its product is annotated as putative inorganic phosphate cotransporter. Lineage: Eukaryota; Metazoa; Arthropoda; Insecta; Coleoptera; Tenebrionidae. Gene Ontology annotation, cellular component: plasma membrane. Gene Ontology annotation, molecular function: transmembrane transporter activity. Bases 105 to 1481 code for a protein of 458 amino acids. The record is from RefSeq and is a predicted model, not a curated record. The transcript has 5 exons. Gene Ontology annotation, biological process: monoatomic anion transport; transmembrane transport.
GGAAACGAGGUAUGGACUCUGGAGAUGCUUCAAGAACAGACACAAGGACAUAGUGGUGGUGCAUACCUAAGGAAUGGAAGCCUGGAAGACUUUAGUUCCUUCAAAUGAAGAACAAACAGUUUAUUCAACAUGCUGGUUGGUAUGGCUCCCGCCACACUCAAGUCCUCCUUUGUUUCCUCCUCUUGGCCAUCGCCUACGCCAUGAGAGUCAACCUUUCAGUUGCAAUUGUUGCAAUGACAGACAAUAGCACAACUUCAAACCCCGACAUUCCUACUUACGACUGGGAGGACAAAAGCGUCGUCCUUUCGUCCUUUUUCUGGGGCUACGUCGUCCUCCAAGUCUUCGCUGGGCAAUUUGGCAAAACCUACGGCCCACGAUGGUUCCUGGUCGUGGCCAUGACCAUAAAUUCCAUCGUUUGUGUGCUGACACCCAUCGUGGCGGACAAGCUGGGCUCGAAGGGCGUGAUGGGCUGUCGCGUGGUACAAGGGCUAUUCCAAGGGUUCAUUUUUCCGUCGGUUCACAACAUUUUAGGGAAAUGGGCACCGACGCCGGAACGCUCCCGAAUUGGUACCUUCGUCUAUUCUGGUUCGUCGUUUGGUACCAUCAUUGCCAUGCCCAUAACUGGGCUAAUUUCGGCCAGUUGGGUGGGCUGGCCGGUCAGUUUCUACGUUUUUGGGUGUUUUGGGCUAGCUUGGGUGGGCUUGUGGGUGUUUCUGGGCUCAAAUAGCCCAGCUGAGCAUGGGGGGAUUUCACAGGAGGAGAAACACUACAUUGAGGGGACGCUAGGGCAACAGGAACAUAAAGUGGUACCCACGCCAUGGAAGGCUAUUUUCACGUCGUGGCCCAUGUGGGCUAUAAUCGUGGCCAAUUUUGGGCAAAACUGGGGCUAUUCCACUCUACUAACCGAAAUCCCGAACUAUAUGAACAAAAUUAUGCAUUUUGACAUGAAAUCGAAUAGUUUGCUAUCAGCGGCCCCUUAUCUAGCCCUUUGGGCUUUAAGUUUCGUUUUUGGGCCCAUUUCAGACUACCUUAUCAAUCAUAAAGUCUUAUCGCGAGGUUCAGUCAGGAAAAUUUUUAACGCAAUUGGUACUUGUGGGCCUGCCCUAGCCCUUGUAGGGCUAAGUUUCGUCCCUGAGGACCAAACCACCUUAUCAGUGGCCCUUUUAAUCGUCGUGGUUGGUAUCAAUGCUGCUGUUUUUUGUGGUUUUCAAGUGAAUCACAUUGAUUUGGCCCCAAAUCAUGCAGGGACUUUAAUGGGGAUCACAAAUGGUUCUUCGAACAUUUUUUCGAUUAUUGCACCCCUUGUGGUGCAAGUUGUGGUCUAUGAUGAGGCCGAUAAGGCCCUUUGGAGGGUUGUUUUUAUUAUUGCAGCGGCUUGGUAUGUCGCAUCGGCGAUUUUUUAUGUUUUUUACGCCUCUGGAGAAAUACAAUACUGGAAUGAUGAUACAGAGGGGAAGAAAAGUAAAGAAGAAAAAGUUUAGUUUUGUGCUAGUUUUAUACAGAGUGUGUCAGAAUUAACGCCCCAGAGAAAAAUUUUAAAUAAGAUAAGAUACCAAGAACAUGGAAAAAAUU